Messenger RNA from Linum tenue, 1416 nucleotides. Lineage: Eukaryota; Viridiplantae; Streptophyta; Magnoliopsida; Malpighiales; Linaceae. The record is from the annotation of a GenBank genome assembly.
AUGGGAACCAUAAUGUUAUUACUGUUCAGCGAUUGGUCUCUUAUUGAUCCUGUUACCACCAUCACAGAAACAGCAGAAGCUUCUUCCAUCAUCCUCAUCCACUUCAUUGAAGCUGGGGCAGCUCUUUUGUUGCUGGGAUUUCUAUAUCUUGCCUUCAGAAGCAACAGCACCUCCUCUGUCUACCUCAUAGACUACACAUGCUACCGCCCACCGGAUCACCUGCGGGCACCUAUCCCCAACUUCACAGAACAUAUAGAGAGAACAGAAGGUUUCAGUAGAGAGAACAGAGAUUUUCAGCAAAAGGUUCUUCAUAGGUCAGGGAUAGGGGACGAAGCAUGCAUGCCAAUCUCGGUACACGAGCUCCCUCCCAACACUUCUUUCGAACCAUCUCAACAAGAAGUAGAGCAAGUCGUCUUCCAGGUGGUGAAAGAUCUUCUCUCGAAGCACAGGAUAAAUCCAAAAGGGAUCGAUAUCCUGAUAUCAAACUGCAGCAUCUUCUGCCCCACUCCAUCCAUCACAUCAAUGAUAAUCAACAGGUUUGGACUCAGAAGCAAUGUUAAAAGCAUCAGCUUGAGCGGAAUGGGCUGCAGCGCCGGGCUUCUCUCGAUAAGCAUGAUUGAAGAACUCUUCAAAGUUCACAAAAAUUCACUUGCUCUGGUUCUCAGCAUGGAAGCUGUAACCCCAAACGGAUAUCGGGGCAGAACAAAGUCCAUGCUGGUAGCCAACACGAUAUUCAGAAUGGGGGGAGCUGCCAUUCUGCUGUCGAACAAGAAACAUGACAAGUGGAGAGCAAAUUAUGAGCUUCAGCAUCUCGUCCGAACUCACAUGGGAGCAGAUGAACAGUCCUACCGCUCAGUCGUUCAGAAACCGGAUGAGGAAGAUGUUGUUGGGGUUUCACUGUCCAAGUCACUGUUACAAGUGGCAGCUCGUGCUUUGAAGAUUAACGUAUCAGAGUUGGGACCCCUCGUGCUGCCUUACUCAGAACAGCUCAAGUACGGUUGGUUAGUGACUUGUCAGAAACUCUGUGGGAAAGGGAGAGCAAAGAGGGAAGCAGCUGUGGUGGUGCCGAGAUUCAAACGUGCUUUCGAGCAUUUCUGUAUCCAUGCUGGGGGAAGGGCCAUAAUCGACGGGGUGGAAAAGAAUCUGAAGCUGGAGAAUGAAGAUGGAGAAGCUUCAAGGAUGACACUUUAUAGAUUUGGUAACACUUCGUCUUCAUCGGUCUGGUAUGAACUUUCUUAUCUAGAAGCAAAGGGCAAGGUGAAGAAGGGAGACAGGAUUUGGCAGAUUUCUUUCGGGAGUGGGUUCAAGUGUAACAGCGCAGUUUGGAAAUCCCUUGCAAAUGUUGAUCCUGAAAGGAAAAAUGCAUGGUCAGAGAGAAUUCAUAUGUAUCCUGUCCAGAUGCCAGAUUUUUCAUAG